Radiomyces spectabilis is the source of this 619-nucleotide messenger RNA. RefSeq names its product ADP-ribosylation factor-like 2-like protein. The coding region runs from base 83 to 619 and encodes 178 amino acids. The record is from RefSeq and is a predicted model, not a curated record. The transcript has 4 exons. Gene Ontology annotation, cellular component: microtubule cytoskeleton; cytoplasm. Gene Ontology annotation, biological process: protein folding. Lineage: Eukaryota; Fungi; Mucoromycota; Mucoromycetes; Mucorales; Radiomycetaceae. Gene Ontology annotation, molecular function: GTP binding; GTPase activity.
AUUUUAAUUGCAUGCAAACCGAAAGACCCGUGCCGCUUCAGCACACGCAUCGUAUACCCAGAAUAGAAAGAAAUCCAUCAGCAUGGGAUUACUGACUAUUCUAAAAAAGAACCGACAGAAAGAAAAGGAAAUGCGCAUCCUCAUGCUGCAAACCACCAUUUUGAAACGAAUCAACGGUGAACCCAUCGAUACCAUUUCGCCCACUUUGGGAUUCAAUAUCAAGACUUUGGAACACGAUGCUUACAAGUUGAAUAUCUGGGAUGUUGGGGGACAAAAAUCUAUUCGUUCCUAUUGGCGUAAUUAUUUCGAACAAACCGAUGCAUUGGUAUGGGUGGUUGAUUCGGCCGACCGACUACGACUGCAAGACUGCAAACGAGAAUUACUCCAAUUACUCCAAGAAGAACGCUUAGCAGGAGCAACAUUGCUCGUUUUCGCCAACAAGCAAGAUCUAGCCGGAUCACUGUCAGAACAAGAAUUAAAAAAGACGCUGGCAUUAGAUGAGAUCAAGAGUCAUCAUUGGGCCAUACAAGCAUGCAGUGCCGUGACUGGCGACAAUUUACUGAAAGGGAUGGAUUGGGUGGUCAACGAUGUCGCCUCAAGGAUAUACAUGCUGGAUUAA